This is a messenger RNA of Daphnia carinata, 7084 nucleotides long. It is a transcript of the gene mbc, whose product is annotated as dedicator of cytokinesis protein 1-like. Gene Ontology annotation, cellular component: cytoplasm; plasma membrane. The transcript has 9 exons. Gene Ontology annotation, molecular function: guanyl-nucleotide exchange factor activity; small GTPase binding. NCBI's taxonomy places the organism in Eukaryota, Metazoa, Arthropoda, Branchiopoda, Diplostraca, Daphniidae. Gene Ontology annotation, biological process: small GTPase-mediated signal transduction; cell migration. Bases 314 to 6565 code for a protein of 2083 amino acids. The record is from RefSeq and is a predicted model, not a curated record.
AAAAUUCCGAUGCAUUAUCGAAAAUGCUUGAAAACUUUUAAGUUCUAGUGAGAAGGAGCAUUGGCCCGUAGUUCGCGCCCAAUCUUUCAGCUUGGAGACAAAAAAACGCGUUGUUUUGCGGGGGAUCGAAAGCAUAUCGUCUGCUGCUGUCACCACCACAAUAAUCGACAGACUGUGGAAACCAACACAGCAAUAUGAUCCGCUUGAAGACUUUUUUCGUUUGUUUCUUGCAACUGUGUUGACUACGCUGAGAAAGCUGAGAUUCUUACUGUGCAGAAAAUAAUUCAGUCGUCAGUUUUGUGGGCUUUGAAGGAUGACGCACUGGAUUCCUACUCCGGAGAAGGAUCGCUUGGGUGUUGUAACAUAUAACUUUCAGCACGAUGGGACCUACUGUCUGAAAUUGGAAGUGGGUGACACAGUUCACAAUUUAUGCCAAGAUGAAUUUUGGUAUUUUGGGUACACCGUAAGGAAUCGAGCCCUGAAAGGCAUUUAUCCAAAGAGCUUCAUCCACAUCCAAGAGUCGUUCAUUGAAAAGACGGCCGUAGGUGAACAAGUGACGGCCUGUCAGUCUCCAGUCGUUCAGGAAGUCACGUCCGUGCUAAGAGAAUGGGGUCAGAUCGGCCAGGAGCUUUACCGGACACACGAUCACAAAUGGCGUGCCGUCUACUUACUUAUGAGAGACUUGAUGGCCAACCGGAGCAAGAUGCUCACUGGUACUUUGACGCUGGACGAAUUACGGGAGCUAAAGCAGUCCCUGACAUCGCAAAUCGACUUUGGCAACAAUUUACUGGGUCUGGACAUGGUGGUUCGCGACGAGCAUGGCAACGUCCUCAAUCCCGACGCGGCCUCGGUUGUCCAGCUCUACAGACAUCACGAACAAGCCUCGCAACGCAUCAAAAAGGCUGUGGCGUCCAGUAACAAUGUUAAUGGCAUUAGCAACACUGGUGGGAAUGGACUAAUUAAUCCCAUCAAAAUCAAAUUAGCCAACCGGCAUUCGCACAUGUUUUUCGUGGCUGUUCGAAACUUUGUUUGCCGAGUAGGCGAAGACACGGAGCUUUUGCUCUGCCUUUACGAUGCCAAAGAAUGGAAACCUUUAACAGAGAAUUACGUUCUCCGCUGGAGUCGAAUGGGUCUCUCUAUGGACCUUGAUUUGCUGGGCAACAUGCGCGUCCUUUACACAGAUCUCGGCAGCCGGGACCUAGCCCGUGAACGGAUCUAUCUCGUUUGUUAUGUCAUACGUGUUGGCAAUAUGGACAUUCGCCCUGAAGACCCUCGACGUCAGACAACAUCAGCAGCAUCGAUGGGAGGAUCGAGAAGGACAAUCAGUGGAAAUUUACCCAAUAACUCGGCAGCCCCCGAAUUCUUACGACGACCUUGCGGCAUUGCGUGCAUGGACGUGACAGAUUACCUGAGUGGCCGGCUGGAAACGGACGAAGAGAAACAACAUUUCGUACCUUUUAUUUCUUGCAGCGAUAAGGAUUCGCUGGACGGCACGCUUCGGCGAUUGAUCGUCUCGGGCCGGGAGGUCGGCCACAAGGAGCACAAAAAUCAAGGCCUCUGGGUCAGUCUCCGUCUGCUUCACGGAGAUAUGAAGCAAGUCAGCGAGGAACACCCGGCUUUGGUUCAAGUGGCCCAGGUGGCCGUUAGUCGCAAAUUGGGUUUCCCCGAAAUCAUUUUACCCGGAGAUGUCCGUCACGAUCUUUAUUUGACAUUGUCCUCGGGCGAAUUUAGCCGAGGAUCCAAAUCGGCAGAUAAGAACGUCGAGGUGACAGUCCGCGUGUGCAAUGAGAAGGGCAAACCUAUUCCAGGAGUGAUGCAUUUAGGUAGCGGCGUCGUGGCGCAGGACGAGUACAGGAGCGUCGUCUACUAUCACGAAGACAAACCGCGCUGGAACGAAACAUUCAAGAUCGCCAUUCCAAUCGAUGAGUUUUACCGAAGUCAUCUCAAGUUCACCUUCAAACAUCGGUCCAGUAACGAGGCAAAAGACCGGACAGAAAAACCGUUUGCCCUUUCGUACGUUAAAUUGAUGCAGGAUAAUGGAACGACGCUGAUGGACACUCAACACGAGUUGCUCGUCUACAAAGUCGAUCAUCGUAAAUUGGACGAAAAUGAAACGGCCUACUUGGGUCUGCCAUCCACCCGGGCUGAUAUAGCGGACUGUGGAUCCACCAAACCAUCAGCUGCUGGCCUGACCAUCAACAUGAAAGAUUCGCUGCUUAUCGGCACGUGUUUGUGUUCGACCAAGUUGACGCAAAAUGUCGAACUGUUGGGUCUGCUCAAAUACCAUUCGUCUCAAUCGCAACAGUUGCCGGCCAUCUUGAGUAGCCUGAUGAAGGUCGAUGGCGAAGAGGUGGUUAAAUUUCUGCAAGACGUCCUCGACGCUCUGUUCAACAUUUUGAUGCUCAAUUCCGAUUCCAACAUCUUUGAUCGUUCAGUUUUCGAUUGUCUAGUCUUCAUCAUUGGCCUUGUUACAGAUCGUAAAUAUGAGCAUUUCAAGCCAGUGCUUGAUGUCUACAUCAAAGAUAAUUUCAGUGCUACAUUGGCUUACAAGAAGCUUCUGGUCGUGCUGAAUGAUUGCGUCCAAUCGGACGUGACGACUAAAGGGCAAGGAGACGAUCUUCUGCGCGUCAUGAAAGCCCUGCAGUACCUGUUUAAGUUUAUAGUGCGAUCCCGUCAGCUCUAUGUAAAUCUACACGGCGAAGUCGAUGAAGCUGGGGACAGUGAUUUCGAGAGUCUUGUCCUCAAUUUACUGUCCACCAUGUCCGAUUUUAUGCGACGUAAUGACGGCCUAGUCCUUUUAGCUCAAGGCGCUUGUCUCAAAUAUAUUCCGUGCGCUAUCCCCGAUCUUGUGCUCGUCAUCGACGAGAAACAACUCAGUACGUCGUUGGCAGAUAUCGUGACGAGCGUUCCAGCCGGCCGACUUAAUAACCAAAAGAUGAUGACUUUGAACGAUAUGGUGCAUAGCCAGCUGUUUCUAAAACCAGAAUGCAGGGCUAUUAUUUUACCUGUCGUCGUAAAACGCGUCAAAGAGUUACUCACCGGUCCACAAGAGGGUGGCUGGGGCUGCUAUAAAGUGGAACUGCGCAACAUCGAGAAAUCCAAAAGUAAAGCGGCCCGGCUCCUUGGCGAGCAAGUCGAUCAGAACGCAUUGUCCCAAAAAGCCGUUGUUGCCGGAGAGACACGUGCACAAGAGGUCGAAAUGAGCGUGACGGUCAUGUGCGACGUGAUGCAAAUCCUGCACAGGAAAGACGUCGGUGCGACGCAUAACGACGUUGCCGAAGUGAUGGCCAAUGGAUUGCGCACGAUUAUACAGACCAUCAUCUCAAUUGACCGAGAAGAUCCGUUUGUCGGCCAUCUUGUCUCCGUCAUGCUGUCCAUCUUCCGGCAGAUGACGCCGCAUCACUACCGCAAUUACUUGGGACACUUUAAUACGCGAUCCGACUUGCUCGAUUUCCUCAUCGAGAUUCUCAUGGUCUUUAAGGACUUGGUCGCUAAGCAUGUCUACGCGCCAGACUGGGCCCAGAUGAUACUUUUGCAGAAUUCCAUUAUCCUCAAAGCUCUCCGCUUCUUCUCGCACACUAUCCGCGAUCGUUUCUCCAAUCCUUACGAAGGCCAGCUCUGGAACAAUUACUUUUUCUGCGCCAUUACGUACGUGUGUCAGCCGGCCCUGCAAAUGGAAUCGUUCAGCCAAACGAAAAAACGCCAGGUGAUGGCCAGGUACCGUGACAUGCGGCGUGAAAUGGGUUUCGAAAUUCGCACAAUGUGGUUCAAUCUUGGCCAGCACAAGAUCAAUUUCGUACCUGCAAUAGUGGGCCAAUUCCUCGAGAUGGCUCUGCUACCCGAGACGGAGUUGCGCAAAGCCACCAUCCCCAUCUUCUUUGACAUGAUGCAGUGCGAGUUUUACUCGCCCCGAGUGCAAGGCGAAGCCUACAGUGAUACCAAGCGUGAUUCAUCUCACAUCAAAGGAAACUUUCAAGACGUUGAAAACAAGUUGAUUACCCAGCUGGACGUCUUGGUCGAAGGCGGACGGGGAGACGAGCAUUACAAAGAUCUUUUCCAGUCUCUCAUGACGGAGCUGUGCGAGAAACACUCUACGAUGCGUGACCAGGGAUUGAAACUGGUCCGCACUGUGACGAGAUUAAUGGAGCGUCUCUUGGAGUAUCGCUCCAUCAUAACGGACGAGAACCGUGAGAACCGGAUGAGCUGCACCGUCAACCUGCUCAAUUUCUAUCAGGAAAUCGGUCGCAAAGAGAUGUACAUCCGAUACCUCAACAAACUCUGCGACUUGCAUCUGGAAUGCGACAAUUUCACAGAGGCGGCCUACACGCUUCAGUUGCACGCCCAGCUGUUGCGCUGGAGCGAAGAGCCUCUGCCGACUUUGCUGCUCACGUCGCGCCAUCCUCACACGACGUCCCAUCGUCAGCUGAAGGAAGCGCUUUACCUGGACAGCGUCGAUCUCUUCGACCGCGGCAAGAUGUGGGAAUGCGCCCUUUCCCUCUGCAAGGAGCUGGCCCGUCAGUACGAAGAGGAAACUUACGACUACGGUCGAUUGGCCGCCCUGCUCAACCGUAUGGCAAUGCUGUACGACCACAUCAUUCAUCAGCUGCGGCCGGAACCGGAAUACUUCCGAGUGGCUUUCUACGGCCGCGGAUUUCCGGCUUUUCUGCAGAACAAAAUCUUUGUCUUCCGUGGCAAAGAGUACGAGCGUCUCAGCGAUUUCGCCAAUCGCAUCAUGUUGCAGUUUCCCAACGCCGAGACGAUGAACCGGUUGACUCCGCCCGAUCAGGAGAUUAUGGACUCGCCUCAACAGUACCUCCAGAUGAACAAGGUCGAUCCGAUGCUCAGCGCCGAAGAUCAGGAGCGUUUCGGGAGCAAGCCGGUCAGCGAGCAGAUUUUGCGCUUUUACCGCGUCAACCGCGUCCAGCGAUUCAGUUUCUCUAGGCCGUUCCAUCGCGGUCAGCGCGAUUCUGACAACGCUUUCUCCUCCUUGUGGCUGGAACGGACCAUCCUGACCACAUCGCACCAAUUGCCGGGAAUUUUACGGUGGUUCCCGGUCGUCGAUUCGCACGUUUUCGAGCUGAGCCCGUUGCAGACGGCCAUUGAAACGAUGGAACAGGCCAACAAAUCGCUGACGGAAUUGAUCCUGGCCCAUCGGGCCGAUCCCAAAUUGGCGCUUCACCCUCUGAGCAUGAAACUCAACGGGAUCGUCGAUGCGGCCGUUAAUGGCGGCAUCAACAAUUACGAAAAAGCCUUUUUCACCGACCGAUAUUUGCUGGAACACCCGGAAGACGCGGAAUUAGUAUCCCAACUGCAGGAACUUUUCGCUCUGCAGAUUCCCUUGCUGGAAGCGGCCCUGGUUGUCCAUCGAUCGCGCGUUAAUUUGGCAAUGCAGCCGCUCCAGCAGCGGAUUGAAGUUUGUUUCCAACAGAUGCGAGUUCACGUCGAGAGCAAGUACGGACGUCGCGAUGUGGAUCCUCAAUUGGAGCGCCAGAUGGAACAGCUAACGCGCAACCAGCGACAAUCGACCCACAGCACCGGCGCUGGGUCCGCCGGCCCGUACGCUCUUCACAAUCGCUUGAGUGCCAACAGCACGGGAGACGCCAAUCACGCGGACACGGUUCAUCAUCUUUCCGCUCCAUUGACUUUGUCGACUUCCAAUUCGACGCCGACGUCUCGCUUGUCCACCCUCUCGGUCACGCUCAAUUCGUCCGGAGGCAACGCUGGGCCGGGCGCGUCGCAUAACACGCAAACAUCUCGACAUCCAUCCAGUUUGUUUUCACGCACUUCGUCGCAGGCCGUGUUGUCUUCGCUGAGCUUUUCGCUGCCCAGCGCUUCGUCCAACCCGUCGCCCAGCAGCAUUUCGCCCGUCAAGAUGUUGACCACUGGCCAUCGAUUCCGCUCCAAUAAGAACAGCGCGGAGAAAAAAUUAAGAGACAAGGAGAACAAACAGCACCGCGAUUCAUUCCGCCGCUUGAGUUCCAGUUCCAUGGGCGGCCGCGGAUCGCAUUUCCCUAGCUUAUCGCUGGCUGGAUUCGGAUUGGGUGGAAGCAGCACCAAUUCCCUUUCUGUUCCGUCCAGUCCGGCCGUCGCGGUGUCUCAUUCCAGCAACAGUGCAAGUAGCACCGCUUUAGGUUCAAGUGCCCAUUCGCUGGAUGCGUCUUCAUCUUCGGAGACGGUGAGCCAACUGACGUCGGCCGAAACGACGUCGCCGGUUGUCAUCGAAUUGACGCAACAGCUGACGGCCAAACGUCCACUCAGAUCCGAGGUGGCCAAGGAGAGACGUUCGUCUACCGUCAGAGGCCAUUCGUUUAACGGAGAUAAUCACGGCGUCUGUUCGUCUCCAUCGCAAAACAGCGUCGCGUCGACGAUGAGUUCGUCGUCCAACGAAGACGUCCCGCCGCCUUUACCAGCGAAACAAAUGCAAAGCAUGGGAGGAUGUGCUAGUAUGAGUGAUAUACCGCCGGAAAAACCGCCGCUACCCGCCGCCAGUUUGCCCGAGAUCAAGGAAGGAGGAGCUCCACCACCUCCACCCAAAAAACCAGCACGUCCUUUACCUCCCAUGUAGUUGACAAUGCGUUCAGCGGAAGAAAACAAAGUUAGUGCAAACAUACACACAAAACGUAAACAAACGACCACAGUUUGUUUAUUUUUUUUCUCUUUUAUAUUUUUAAAAACAACUUUACGUCUUUAAGGUUUUUCAUGUUGCUCCAAUUUUAAGUUUCCUUUGACUGUGGAUCGUUUGGCCACGAUCAUUAUUCGUCUAUAUAUUUUCGUCUUCCUUUGUUUGUUUAUGUGCGACUCUCCAUUUUUUUCACGUUUCUUAUUGCCGUUUUGUGCCUCUCUCGUCUCUUGACUAGAAUACCCCACCCACUUAUUCGCGCGCGUUUGGAAAAAGAACUCGUUUUCCAAUUUGUUUCCCUAUCGUCGUUCAUGAAUCGAAAUCGGCCUGUUUUUUACACAAGACCACAACAAAAAAUGAAGCACACAUACAACUAGUCGUGAAUAUUGCUGAAAACACAAACAAAAAAUAGUGAGUGAUCGUAAUUGAUGUGCCUUGAACAGUUGAAUACAAUAAUCAUAGACA